This is a messenger RNA of Pangasianodon hypophthalmus (striped catfish), 3226 nucleotides long. RefSeq lists its product as uncharacterized. The record is from RefSeq and is a predicted model, not a curated record. NCBI's taxonomy places the organism in Eukaryota, Metazoa, Chordata, Actinopteri, Siluriformes, Pangasiidae. The transcript has 5 exons. Bases 182 to 1156 code for a protein of 324 amino acids.
AGAGGUUACAAGUGCUGUGUUGGCAAAAACAUGACGACUGUUUUUGCCAAAGAUGGACCCUUAGGAACUGCUAAAAGGAGAGCAGCCUAUGUACGCAGAGAGUUUCCAUUGGUAAGCCCCAUUGAAUAUGUUGUGUAUAUGUUAAGGCCAAAAACCACAUGCAUAUGUCCCCAUUCUUCCCAUGCUACAGAAAUUGCUCAGCAAAACUGAUGUGUUAACCUUUUCUGACAUAGCUCUGUUUAUUGUGCUGCAGGAAUACAGAUCAUAUGUAGAUGGGCAGUACUUUAAUGAGAACUCUCUUCUUAAAAGAGAUGAAUUCACAAUUGCUCUGGGCCUUUACAUCGAUGACUUUGAAAUUGCCAAUCCUCUAGGAACAUCAAAGCUAAAACACAAAAUGUGUGCUGUGUUUUGGGUCAUUGCAAACAUACCUGCAAAAUAUAGGUCAACCCUCAACUCAAUCCAGCUUGCUUUACUAUGCAAUAUAUCAACAGUUAAAAAGUGUGGGUAUGCAAAAGUUCUGCAACCUCUUUUCUAUGACCUAAAGUUAUUGGAGCAAAAUGGUGUUUACCUGGAGAAACUUGGUAAAACUGUGAGAGGUACAGCAUUAUUUGUUGCAGCUGAUAAUCUAGGUGCCCACUCUCUUGCAGGAUUCCUGGAGAGCUUCUCUGUUGAGAGGUUCUGCAGAUUCUGUUUGACAAGCAGUAGUGAUGCUCAGCAGCAAGAGAUGGCUGUCCAACAGAAAUUAACCAUGAGAGUUAUUGUCUCUGAGGGAGAUAUAAGAAAAAUGACUAUGAUGGAACGACCUGACAGACUUGAAGAUUUGAUUGGGUGGCUCAAAGGUACUCUCCAAACAAACUACAGCUUCACUUUACAGUACCAAGAUCCAGAAUUUAACAAUGAACUGUGCAAUCUUAUGGAUCUCUCAGAGCUUCCAGAGAAGCCAACCAUCAAAAUUAUCCCUAUAAAUGAGCUUUCACCAGUCACUGCACAAUCUGAAUGUUUUAGUGAAACAAGCAGCCAGGCAGACACUGAGAUCCUGUCCGUCUCCUCUCUGGAUAGAAGUUCUCAGUGGCCAGAUGCAUUUUGCAUUCCAAAAUUUUCAGUUCAUGUCGAGUAUAGACUUCGUCAAGGUAACCUGCUGUACUCUGUAAUCUGAAGGAUGCAACAAAUCUGAAAGUCACGAAAGAGAUGAAACAUAUUCUUGAGAAAUUGGCUGAGACCAUGUAUGGAUAUAAAGCAUAUCCAGCAAAGGAAGAAUUUGAUGCUGUUGCAAAAGUGUUAAUACAAACACACCCAUGUCUUAAAGAGCCAGGCUCAUCCUCUGGUUGGGAAGGAUGGAAAAAUAGUUCCAAAUUCAAAAUGGAAAAUUAUAGGAACAAAAUGCGCCAGCUGGGUCGACUUGAAGUCACUGUCAAUGCUGGUAAACGUGGAAGGCACACUACAAUUGGCAACCCUCCCAACAAAGACAUCAAGAAGCCAAGGAAAGGGGAAAUAAAUUUCUUACCUGAAAAUCCAGAGGGAAUGGAUGACCACAACCUGAAAGGAGUUCGUCAGGUCCUCGUUAAUGAAUUAAAGAAGACAAAGCCAAAUGGAUCCCUUGUUAAGAAACACAUGGACAUAACAUUUGCUCUUCGCAGAAAAGAAGUUGUCAACGACAAGCCUGACAUCAGUCAGAUGAUUCUUCGAUGACCAACUCUGUUUACAGAAAGCCAGGUUUAUCACGAGUUAAAGUUGGUGGGGAAAAAUCUCAGAGAGAGCUUCUUUGAUGCUCUUGACCAUUACAUCUUCAGGAAGAAGAAAGGCCUUGCCGGCCAGCUUUUGGCUGAGCUUUUACGUCAGACAAAGACCACUGAGCCAACAGAUGUUAGGUCCCUUUGCCUUCAUGGACUGCCCGUCAUUUUGGGGGAUGACCCUUCCAUCUUCUUUAAGACCUGCUCCGAUGUCACUGACAAGGACUCAUAUCAACAAAUUCCAGUGGGAAUCCUCUGUUUUGACCCAGAAAGUCCACAGCUAAACCCUUCCCGAGUGUGCAUCAUCUUGGAAGGGAAUUCAGUGAUGGAACCGGACAACCUGCCUCAAGCCUUCUGUCUUCUUUUUGGACUAAUUUAUGCCCUGCACUUAGAAUAUCCAAAGUGUUUGAAAAACACUUUGCAUUUUUUCCAGCAGAUAUUUCUUAAGGUCAACUUGGCACCCAAAAUUAAUUCUUUUCAGAUGCAGUUUAAAAGGACCUCUACUACAAGACAUCUGAAUGUGUAAAUUAUUUUUUUUUUGCCUAAUGCCAAUAUUCUGAACUGAGGUGUAAAUAAAAAAACAACAAUGUUCUGAUGUUAUAUUUGUAUAGACUUAAGUAUGUAUACAUUAUGUUCAGUACAGUAUGUUCAGGUGCUUAAGUGAUAAUGUUAAAAAAAACUUAGAUGUUCUCAGUAGAAUUGCUCAAAUAUUUUGCCACUUUCAAGCAUUUGAUAUAGAGUCAAAGUUAUUAGCUCUACCUGUUUAAGUAGAUACACUCUUAUUAGAAACUUAACUUGAAGGCAAACUUGUCUUAAACUUGUUUCUUCGUUUGCUUUUGUAUAUAAUUUAAUGCAAUUAAAAAGUUUAGUGAAGUAAUUUGACAGAACAAGAUAAAUAACUUAAGAGCAUUUAGUCUAAUCAACUUAAAAUAAUUGUUAGAAUGGCUGAAAUUUUUAAGUUAUGUUCACUCAAGUGAAACUCAAGCUUAUCAAGUAAACAUUACUUAAUUUUUUAGGGCAACCAGCUUCCUCAAUUUUUUAAAGUGAACUCAACUCAUCUGGACUUAGAGUGUUGCUGAAGGAAAGCACCCAAAAAACAAGCAGAAAAUGAAGUAAAGGCCUGGCAGUGCAUCACUGGGGAAGAAACCCAGCUUCUGGUGAUGUCUAUGGGUUCUUGACUUCAGGCAGUCUUUCACUGGAAAGGAUUUGCAACCAAGGGGGGACACUGGCAUAUAAAGUGCUGUAAUUUGUACACGAUUCACUGGAUUUUGAUGUAAAUACACUUAAAUUUUACUUGAAACUCUGUACUUUUAAUAUAUGCAAUUUUAUCUAAUUUCAACUCAAUUAUACUGUGGUAUACAGCUAAAAUAACAAUAACCAUGUCAAUGUCCAAAUAUUUAUGAACCUGACUGUAUAUAGAUACAUAUACUAUAUGCCCAAAAGUAUGUGGACACCUGACCAUCAUACCCACACGACCUUGUUGAACAUUGUUUUUU